Molecule: messenger RNA, 276 nt
Organism: Trichomonas vaginalis G3
Lineage: Eukaryota; Parabasalia; Trichomonadida; Trichomonadidae
Exons: 1
Coding region: 1-276 (91 amino acids)
Source: RefSeq, a predicted model, not a curated record
AUGAGUGAGGAAAUGCCCGAAAUUUUCCAGUUCAUGGUAGAAGUGUGUAAGCUUGAACCACCCUACACAGCUGAAGAUAUCUUUUCUACGUGGCAUCGUAUGUAUAGAACUCGGGAUACGAACACCGUUGACGGUCAAAUUAUUACAUUAUUCGUAACGCAUUGGUACGAACAAUGGAGAGACCGUAAAAUGGGCAAGCUUGAAUUCAUGCAAGAGUUUUCCAAUUUUCACAACUUUUACAUCGGACCUGUGAAAGAAGCUUUGAAUAAAAAAUAA